UUGUCAUUACUCGUUUUUAUUUGAGUUAAUUGAAAGAAUGGAUUUUCCAGAGAUCCUUCAAAAACCAGCUUCUGUUAAUUUAGAUAUUUUAAGCGUAUUAUGCGCGUUUUUUGAUGCUGAUUAUGAGAACGAAAAAUAUAUUAAACCAUCGGCGUUUAAAACCGAAAUGUUAUUAUCACUUGAAGAGAGAAUUGUAAAAUUGAGCAAAACCGUUUACAGGCCCAAACCUAUUUGUGAAUUGCAAUUGAACACGUUCACAGUUGUCCCGCACGUUAUUAUUUUCCAAAACUUCACCCCUGGAAUAAGUUAUUGUGCAACGUUAUCAUUUUUAAACAAUUGCGAAAUCUCGAAACCGCUGAAAAAUAUUAGCGAACCUUCAGGGUACUUUACAGUGACUGUUUCUUCGAGCAUGUACACAACUAAAGUUGCCCCCGGUAUGAGUCAACAUUACACUGUAAAGUUUUGUGCUGAAGAAAUGCACGACUAUUAUUAUCAAUUAACUUUUAUUACCGAAGCCGAAAGUAUUAAAAUACCAGUAAUAGCCCUGUGUCAUAGACCAGUUUUGGAUUUACCAGAUGAAGUAACUGUUCCGAAAACGGCUGUUAGGAUACCAUCUGAUCAUCACCUAUUUGUGACAAAUUUGGGUUUAGCGUCUGCUAAGAUUACUUUAAAAACCGAGCCUCCAUUUUAUGUACAACCAGAACAAUGCGCGGUAGAACCAGGGAAAAUGUUUUGCCUUAAAAUAUCAUUUAAACCGUGGACUGUCCAGCACGCGGAAAGUCUUUUAGUGAUAACAUACGAAACUGGCGAAAAAUUAGCUGUUAAAUUAGACGGCCACGUCUAUAAAAUACAAGUACACUUAGAGAAAUCUUCAAUUUACUUUGACGACACGUAUAUGACAAUGAAGAGUUACAAAACGUUUCGCCUGUACAACGACGGAGAACAAACAGUGUCAUUUAAAUGGAAAAAGAGUGAAUUUCAUGAAGAUAUUGAAGAAUCUAAGAAAAUGAAAGAAGCUUAUAAUAGCAUGAAAGUUUUUGAAUCGUAUAGGUCCACAAAAUUAGAAGAGUAUGAUGUGGUUGACAGCCAUGGACAUUCGUUAAUUUACGAAAGAAUUUACAAAGACGAAGUGGAAGAGUAUGAAGAUGAGGAGCACUUUAAUUUCUCACAUCCUAAUUUUCAAAUCAUACCUUCUGAAGGAGAAAUUUGGCCCAAAUCGUCGAUAGAGUUAACAGCACUUUUUUUUCCUGACAAGAAACAUUUGUUUAAAACUGUUGCGUUUUGUGACGUGCUGGGAUUAGACACUAGGUUGCCUCUAAUGCUUGAAGGUAAUGGACUAGGUCCUAAUAUUGUCCUCUGUGCUGAAUCGUUAAACGUCAAUCGCAUUUAUAUGCGGCGUAUCCACGAAUACGAUAUCACAUUCACUAAUCUCGGGUUUAUAAACGGCACCGUCACUUGGAUACCACAUAUUACUAAUUUUGGGGGUAGGAUUUGCUGCCAUCCUAACCGAAUUGAAUUAAAGCAUAAACAGGUUAAGAUGAUAAUAAUGCAGUUUAGUAGCGACGAGGAGGGAAAGUUUGUUGAAGAAGUUAUGUUUAAAAUUGAAGAAUCGGGAGAUAUUUUAACAGUGGCUUUAAUGGGUGAAAUAUUCUGCCCACUAUUAGACUUCAACGUAUCUUCUAUAGAAUUUGGUACAGUUUCAUUUGGCUAUCCCGUACAUCGCGAACUAAAACUCAUUAAUACUGCUAAAAUUGCUAUUGAAUAUGAAUUGGAAGUAGAAGACGACGGUUUCGAAAAGCCACUCAGUAUUUGCGAUGUGGUCGACAUGGAGUCGCCGGAGCCACCAAGGCGCCCAAAAAAUUUUAUUAUAGAACCCUCAGAGGGAAUUGUAGAUGCCACGUCGGUUGAUAAAGUAAAGAUAACUCUUAUAUCAAACAAAAGAGGUAAUUUCACCAUGAAGUUGAUCGUUAGAAUGUGGAAAAGCAAUGAUCACGUGAAAUUUUUGCUUGUAAACUAUUUGUCACAAGUCCCCGUUUUGGAGGUGGUUCCUUCAGAAGUUAAAAUUUCCUUUUGUUUUAUAAACAUUGUUUACAAAAGAACAAUUCAAUUGGAAAAUAAGUCAGAACUUUAUGGAUAUUUUUAUUUAUUACCACUUGAGAAUGAAGAUGGCAAUGUUGAGUGUACAAGUUCAAUUACACGAACCAUUAUUAAACCCAGUUCGGUAGUAACUUUGGAAUUCACAAUCAGUACCACGACCAUUGGAGAAAACAAGCUUCUUGUUUGGGCAACUUUGUUUGGUGACAAUCCCAUUGAAAUUUGUACGAUUACUUGUCUGGGUCAGGGUCCAGUUGUGGAAGUGGAGCCUGAAAACUUAAACUUCGGGAAAAUUCCCCUGUUAGAAGUAGCACAGCAAGAGUUACUUGUGAUAAACGAUUCUCCCGUGCCAACUUUUAUUUCGGCUCAAAUGCAAUCCAAAAAGUCUGUAUUCGAAGUGAAUCCUGCUGAAGUGGAAAUUUCGGCAAACUCGACCAUUAGUUUAACCAUAUCGGCCUAUUUAACGAUACCAAAGACUUACAAAGACACUUUAAGUAUAGAUAUACAAAAUGGCGAAGUUAUAACUCCGACUAUUUCUGCUACUGGGGUUGGAACCAUGAUACUUUGUCAACCGAAAAUAUGGCCCGAAUUCGAUAUAGGAACGCAUUUCACUCAUAAAAAAGUAUCACUCGAUGUGCUAUUCACAAAUAAAGGAAACAAAUCUCAUAAGAUAUUGUGGUCCCGUAACAAAUUCUUGAAAAACUUAAAAGAACUCCCGAAUAUGAUUAUACCGUCGGCGUUCCAAUUUGAACCCAAUGCCUUUGAUUUGGAUCCUCAAGAUGGAAUAGUAGCAAAACUGGAAGGAUCUUCAAAGACACCCGAUACCAUAAAUGAAGACUUUUAUUGUCAUGCCAUACUGCAAAACGAAAAGAACAAAAAGAUCAUUAUUAGUUUCAUUUUGACUGCAAAAUUUGUAGAUCCCGUGCUUGAAAUAUCGAAAAAGAACAUUGACUUUUAUAUACACGUUUCUCCUGACGGCGUUGAGAGUUCUUUACUAGAAAUAAUUGUUAUAAAGAAUUUGUCCACGUUACCCCUGGAAAUAAAUGUUACCGUUCCCCAACCUUUUUAUUUGCUUGUUAAUGACACAAAGCCGCAAUUGUCCUACAAAAUAUGUUUGGAUGAUGAAGAAACGGAUGAAGUAGUGGUCGGUUUCAAACCUGUUGUAACUGGUAGAAGGUGCUAUUUUAAAGAGGGCGAUUUAAAAUUCAAAUACGUGGAUCAUCCGUUAUUUGACAAAGUUCAUUUAAUUGGCUCCGUGGCCUAUCCAAAUAUAUCGUUGAGUACUAACAGUAUUACUUUCAAAUGUUUAUCAUCAUAUGGAAAUUUGAAACAAGAAAUACUUGUGAAAAAUGUAAGUCCCUUGCCAGUUAAUUAUUGGACGCAAUGGAAUAUUGUAGCAGAUUUAAAAAGGGAAGAGAAGAGUAAGGAGAUUUGCUUAGAGGAUACAAUCGACGAAACAAUCAGCAGGAGAAGUUCAGUUGUUUCAGAAGAAACAACCGCUAAGCAAACAAUAUCAGAAAACAAAUCGGUACAAGAAGUUGAUUCGUCGACGUUAAAUAAUUUACCAAUCGAAAGAGUGACAUUUUCUUUAGCAAAAGAAAUUUUACCACAGUAUUAUCACGUGGUUCUCAAAGAAGUCAUUUAUUUUCCCACUUGUAUCGAGGACGUCAUUGAAAUGCCACCAUUAAACGAAGAAUAUUUUGACAAAAUCCAUACGUUGUUGUAUCCGAUAGUCGCCGAUUUUCAUUCUGAUGACGUUAACAUUGAUGCUAUUCAGUAUUUACCUUUAGAAGAAGAGAAAAUAGGGGACAGACAAGAGAAUUUGAUUAAUGAAACAAUCGAUAUUGUUCCUAAUCGUGGAUUUUUGGAGCCUUACGAAAGUGCAAUCGUUACUGUUACAUUUCAUCCAAAAACUAAUAUUAACAUUUUUGCAACGGCUAAUUUUUACGUACAAGGCGGAGCAACCGAAGAACUUGCUAUCAGUGGUAGCUGUGACGUCGUUGAGUAUUGUUUUAGUACAAAAAAAAUUGAAUUUGGAAGAGUGAAAUUCUUUGAAGUGUCCGAAAGAACCAUUUGGCUAACAAACACAGGGACAAUUGAUAUUAUUUAUUACACUAACUCAGAUAAUUCACCAUCUGCCCCUCCCGUAUACAAAGUGGGGUGGUUGAAUGUCCAACCGCCUUCAGGAACCAUAGAGCCAAGUUGUUCAAUGGAAUUAACAGUGAGUUAUUAUCCUGGAAUUCCCGGAGAGUUUAAAGAAGAAAUUGUCUUCGAAAUAAAUCUGGAACCGUCUGUUAUAGUAACAUUGCACGGUUUUGGUGUUUUCCCUCAAAUAUUUUUAAACACUCCUCGGUCGAGUUUAAACUUGGUUAGUCCUAUCGUUCUUUAUUCGGCAGCGGCAUCAUUUACAAACGAAUAUUUAAAAACUGUAACGACAAUUGGAAAUAUUUACAAAUAUGUGGAGGAUAUAAAAAUAAACGACACGAUGUCCAAAGCAAUUAAAAGGAAAUUGAUUCAAGACGGAUGGUCUUUGAUAUCUUAUCAGGACCUCUAUCCAUCUGUCCUUGAUUUGGAUUUGGCUGUGGAGCGUGUAAUUCUACACGAUUAUCUCCAGUACAACCCCGCGAUUUUAUCGAAGCCCAUAAAAUCUGGAUUGUUCAAGAAUUGUCGCGUUCCCCCGUACCAGAUCGACCUGGGAUAUGUGAUACGUGAAACAAUCGUGGAUCGAACGAUAUCGAUUUUCAAUUACGGUCCUGGCCAGACCAAUGUUCGCUUAUUUCUGCCUAAAAAACGCGAGUUAGAAGAAGCUGGCAUAACAAUUCAGUUUAAAAGUGAAAGCUUGCCGGAAGGAAGAACAACGCAAUUGUAUAUAAUAUUUUCUCCAACGUUAAAAUACUUUCCAGUUCCAAAUUAUGAUAUCAUUCGAUCAUUUUGUGUUGAGGUGGGGUAUGGCCUUAGAAUUCCGGUACUAGUUCAAGCUAUGGUGGUUGUUCCGUCUCUAGCAGUUUACCAUACUAAUUUGCAAUUUGGCAACAUAGCCUGCGGAAAGUGUUUAAUGAAAACUAUUGCCUUAAGAAAUAGAGGUUACGUCACUAGCGUUUGGAACGCGAAAAUUAAACUUGGACGGCCGAAAAAAGGUAAUUGGAUAGAACAAUUUUGGAAAGUACCAAACUUCUAUUUGGGUAACACAAGCGGUUGCUUGGAUCCAGGAGACGGUUGUUUACUGCCCAUUUAUUUCGAACCCCAAUGGGCAGGCAAGGUUCAAGCUACUUUGGUCAUCACAAUUCAACAAAAUCCCGAAGAAAUAAAUAUUGUGUUGAAAGGUGUUGGAAUGGAGCCGAAAAUUGAGAUAAUAGAUCAAAAAACCAUUUUUGAACCGUGUCCGCCUUAUCAGCCUAAAUACGAAAAGUUCUUUACCAUAAAAAAUCCGUCCCCAUUUGCUUUAGAAUUUUUCUUUACUGAUUUCGAUACUUUAUGUGACGAGGAGGAAGCCGUUGGGAAUCUGAUUGUAGAAUAUUACAAUACCGACAGGAUAUUAAUUCCUUCAGCCGAAGCAGGCACCCGGCUUCCUACAGGAUUCUACGAACUUUAUUACAAAGUCUUGCAGAGUUUAAGAGAAGCUUUAUCAAUGAUGAGGAGAUCGGCAACUGCACAUUCGUCGCUUGAAACAAUAUCAGUUAAACCUGAAAUGGAAGCAAAGUCUUCUAGAAGAACUUUAUCGGCCCAUUUAAGUAUUUCCGAUAAGCGCUCGGUCGAUCCUUUAUCCGAAAAGACAUUCGACGAACUACAAACAAUGAUAAAAACUCACUUAAAACAGAAAAUUCGAGAAAACUCUAUUGAUGCAUUUAUAACAGAAGAUCCUCUUGAAAGAGCAUUUAAUGAAGCUUAUCCUCCGGAACCAGUAGAUCCUACUGAUAUGAAGGAAGGUGUUAUGUUAAUUUUCCAUGGUGCACCUUCUACAAGUAAUGCAGAAGCUGCUGGGGCAGUAGGGAAAAAGCUGAAUUUACCGGUGUAUAGUAUCGAUAAGUUACUUAUUGAAAGUAUUCUGUACAGCGACAGUUUGGCAGGCAUUUCUGUUAAUGAAUUGAUCAGUAAAGCGUUUGGUGAAGUGGCGUCAGAAAUCGAUUUGGUACGACGAGAAGACGAAGACGAAUAUGAUGAACUGGAAAGAAAAAUUGAAUUGUUGCUAAGUGGGAAACAAAAAAAGAAGCCUCCAAAAAAAGGAAGUAAAGCGGACAGUAAAGCGGGAAGUAAGAAGGGAAGUAAGAAGGAAAGUGAGAAGGGAAGUAAGAAGGGAAGUAAAUCUUCUGAAUCCAAAGCAAGUUCCAAGGGUAGUUCAAAAGCAAGCAAGAAAAAGGACAAACGAGAUACAUUCAUCGGUAUUCCCAUUGACUUUUUACAAUCUCUUUUGAAGCUACGGCUGGAAGCUUUUACCACUGGAGUGAUAAUUGAAAGUCUUCAAAGCAUCUUCAUUCGGAAGCCCGUACUCGCCCUCAACUCUAUUUUAAACGCUGUGGAAAACUACCGAUACAUACAGUUUGUGAUUCUUUCACAAACUUACGCUCAAAUGAAAGCGCUUGCAGAUCUGGAAGCGAAAAUUGAACUUGAAAUGAAAGAGAAGCAAAAACAGGAGAAAAUUUUAAAAUUAAAACAACUAACGCCGGAAGAAAUUGAAAUGCUGAGUCCUGAAGAUCUCCAGCUUUAUCGCACGGAAGUCUUGCCAUUAAGAAAGUUGAAAAGCUUAGAGAAAAAGCAAAAGUUGAGAGAAAAAUUGGAAACUAAAAAAGGUAAAGGAAAAGCAGAUAAGAAAAAGGUAGACAAAAAACAAUCCAAAUCAAAAUCUGGAUCCAAAAAGAGUUCCAAGAAAAGUUCGAAAGGUUCGAAAAGCAGCAAAGGAAGUAAAGGCAAAAAGAAAGGUUUAAGUCCAGAAGAAAAAGAAAUUAAAGACAGUUAUGAUGCAUUCGAGUCCGAUUUGUCUGAUAUUUUACAUAUUGCUGAAUAUUGGGAUCGACGAAACUGCCGCUUGAUAAAGCCAUUGCCAGACAAGAAAAAAAAGAAAGGCUCGCCUAAAGCUCCCAAGAAAAAAGGUGGCAAACAGAAGAAAGAUCAAGCGCCUGCAUCUGCGGUCAGCGUGAAUAUAAAGGAAAUCAAACUAGAAGAAUUAACUGAAGAAGAAAUUCAACUCCAUAGAGAAAUCGGCGUGCCCUUUUGGUUGUUCAAUGAUGUUCACCCAAAGAAAUUUCCUAAAGAAAACAUCGUAGAGUUUCUCAGUCACACUCCCCAGGUGAAGGAAGCUGUUCAGCAAUUAGAAGAAUCGUUACAACCGAAAUUGCCAGAAGAAACGAAAACGUUCUCUGUCUUACACAAGAAAUCUGAGAGUAGAUUUAGGCACACUCCGAAAGAUUUCUUGCUGGGAAACGAAUUUGAUAAGGAGGAAACUUUACAAAGUACAAGUGGCUCCAUGGAAAAAAGUGCAAGUUCCAAAAGAAGUUCAAAUUCUUCGCAGAAAGGGAAAAAGAAAUCUGCAAAAAAGAAAGAUGAGAGUGAUAGCAAAGUGUCCGAGUCAUCAUCGAGAUCAAGAUGCUUAUCAAAAAGCUUCAUUUCUGUAAUAGACAGAGUUUCCAGCAUAAGUGUUAGAAACGUUCUACAAGCCGACGGUGAAAUAAAGUUCAAAGUUACUUUUUAUCCAACUGUUGUUGGCGAAUACGGCGACCAAUUUCAAGUGGAAUUGACCACUUGGCCAAUAAAGUUCACUCUGGAGUGUUGUGGACUAUGUGGCAUUCCGGAAAUAGACAUGACUCCAACAGUAGUAUUUCCGACGGUUGUUAGGCUGCGUACCCAAAGAAAUAAAUUUUGGCCGUGCGUUUAUAAUGAAAAACGUAACGUUUUUGACUUUGGUUACAUCCUCAAUCCCAUGCCUAUUGACCCAGAACAACCCAGACUUUUCGAAAGAGAAACGGCAUUCACUUUUGCAAACAAUUGUCCACUGGUUUGCAAUUUGCUUUUCUCGCGAAAGUUCAACAGUGAAGUAUUCAUUUUUGAACCAGAAUGUAUGCCUAUCGAAAGCGGCACUAGUGGUAUUCUUAAAAUAUCAGCGUUGCCUUCAAAAAAGCAGCAACUCAACUAUGACGAGUUGAUGAUUUCGAUUAAGAACAAUCCGAAAAUUGAAACGAUACAACUCAGAUGUUUCGAGGCUAACAUGCAAUUAGCCAUUAGCCCGAAAGAACUUAAUUUUGCUCAUACUGUUGUGGGCACGACCGAUAUUUUGCCGAUUUUACUGGUUAAUAAUUCGGAAGUACCAGUUAAUUGGUUAAUCACCGAUUUCGGUUCGACACCAGAUAAUUACUGUUUUUUAACAACCGCUGGUGUGGUUCCUCCUAAUUCGGUAAAUGCCAUUGAAGUGGAAUAUUCUCCUUUGAAAAUUGAAGUUAUCCCCAAGCAAACGAUAGAAAUUCAGGUCUUCGAUGAAGAUUUUAAAUUAGAAGAACCCCUUUUUAAAGGCUGGGUUACUAUAUUGGCAGAAUCAAUAGAGGUUCCGCUUUUAUACAAUUUUACAAUAAAUUACGGUGAUAUUAAAUACCAAGUAGAAAUCCUUCAAUUAUUAGAAGUACUUAAUAAAGGAAAAUAUAAUGUAGAUUUUAGAAUUGAAACUAUAGAAGAACCGGAAGAAAAUCCCAAUAAAAGAUAUGCCAGAAUUCGAAAAAUGUUCACUAUUCUUCCUUUGUCUGGUUCUAUAGUUCCUAAUAAAAAAUCCAAUUUGAAAUUAGUACUUAAACCGUCCAAAAUAUCGAAAUUCGAAAAUGUUCCCAUUUACCGAGUUACAUUUUCCGAUCCAGUUUCAAAGAAAGUCGUUGAACAAAGCGAAGUUCUCGUUUCUGCAAAGAUUUUACCUUCAAGAUUUGAGUUUUGUCCUUCAAACGAAGUUGAUUUCGGGCAUCAACUCAUAUCUACUGAUAAAGUACAAACCGUAACGUUAACGAAUAUCGGAAAAUUUGAAUUUUCUUAUAAAUGUCUCAGUCUACGAAAAUAUUUAGACGAAUUGGCCAAAGAAAGAAAAGCGAAGGAAAAGGCAGAAAAGGGCAAAAAAGGAAAAUCAAAAACAGGCGCAAAGAGCAAAUCAACUGCAUCAAAGACCAAAUCGAAAGAAUCAAAGUCCAAAUCGAAGGACUCAAAGUCAAAAUCGAAAGGAAGUAAAUCCAGUAGUAAAGAUUCGGAUAAGAAAAAAAAGAUGAAAAUAACAAAAAUGGACUCUGGCCCAUUUUCGGUCAUUUCAGCUACCGGCUUCGUUGAACCAAACGAGUCGGUUACAAUAAAUUUAUUUUCGAAACCGAAAGAACUCGGUCUACAGCAACAUUCGUUUUUGUUCUUCAUAUCUGAAAGUCACCCAAAAUAUUCGGCAGGAAGACCUUUCAUCGUAAGAACUGACUCGUGUGCCCCAAAAAUUAAUUUUGACAAUAUCGCAAACAUAUUCACAGAAAUUUGUAUGGUGGAAAGUUUGGGUAAUCUUCCAUGUGGACUAACGUUAUUACAAAAUACAAUUUACUCCAAAAAGGAUAACGAAUUACAUUUUAAAUCGUCCUGUAUGAAUAAAAGCGUAACCAUUAGACUUGCCAUUGAAAAUCGGGGGACUGUACCCGGAUACGUUUCGUCAACGGUAACUGCAGACAUGGAAUCUGCAUUUGGAGUAGAUCCUGAACUGUUAACAGUUCGUCCUUAUUCUGUAGGGUACAUCAAUGUAACAUUUACCCCAUACGGUGUAGGAGAAUUUAGAUCGUCCCUUCAAAUUAACAACAAAAUUUCGGCACCUCUUCAAAAGAAUGUUAUAGAACUCGAACUUUGCGGUGAAGGAAUUGCCCCCGAAAUAAAGAUUGUAGACCCUCCUUUUGCUAAUGAAAACAGCAGAUACCUUUUGUAUUUUGAACCUUCGCUUGUUGGAGAGGUUGUUGAACAACGUUUCUCCUUUAAAAAUGUUGGAAUUAUCCCUUGUUUUGUUAUACUUGAGAUAACUGACGAUUAUUCGAAAGUGUUUUCACUUGUACCAGAGAAAAAUACUGUAAAGUAUUUGAACGUUUGGGGAGACGAUGUAAAAGAGUCUAGUAGACAUACGAAUUUGGUAAACCUAAACCCCGAUGAUAUUGCUACAUUUGUUGCGGUAUAUGAAGCUAAAGACGGCGGGCAUGUUGCAGCAUUUGUUAAACUCCAUCUCGUGGACAACCCUUACGAAGAAUAUGUGAUUUUAUUAUGCGCUGAUACAUACCAAGACGGGGUAGUUUUUGAAGGUUUAACUCCAUCUAAAGAAUGGAUAAAAACCACUAGUUUGAUGAGCAUAACUGGCAAACAAGUCUGGCCUAUGAGGAAUUACGAAAUAGAUUUCUCCAAUACCCCUAUCAACACGUUGCAAAAAAAGAAAUUUAAAAUAACGAAUCUUUCUGAAAACGACACAUAUAGGUUUGAGUUUCUUUGCAUGGAUUUGUUGCAAUUUACCCCAACUAUUGGUCAUUUGAAACCGAAUGCUAGCAAGGAUGUUAUAGUGACCUUUGUAACAAAGGAUUUUAUUGUAUCCGUAAAGGAAAAGAUACAGUGCAAUAUACAAAAAAUUGUGUACAAAUCUCCUCAAUAUGAGGUUCUAUCUUGGGAUGACAGACAAUCAUUUAGUUUGUGGAAGCAAGACGCUGAAGUCAGAUCUAGAAGUGGUUCCUCUGCUUCAAGGGAUCGUGGCUCUAAAAGUCCGCGUUCUUCAAUAGAAAAAAGAAUACCAAGCAGUAUAGCACAUCGAGGUAGUGUAAGAAUGGAACCUGAUAUAGAUUUUGUAGAAGAUUCUCAGUAUACUGCUAAUAUUUUUGCAAAAUUGAUCGCCUCUUACGCAGAGUAUAAAUGCAGUUCAGAAAAUACAAUUACAGUGCCAGCCACAUAUUUAUUUGAGGAAGGGAUUUAUAAGUUUCAAAUCAAAAAUACAUCUCCGGUUGACCUUCAACUUGAUUGGUUUUUCAUGGAAGUAACUGAUAACAUAGAUCUAGAGCAACAGAGACCUUGUUCAGCUAUUUUUACGUCGUGUAAAAAAAUUGCUCCCAGAAAACGUCCCCAAACGUGUUUUAUAUCAUCUUCAAGCACAUCCCUUCUACAAAGAAACCAUCAACGUUUUAAACUAACUAGACCAGUAAACUUCUUAUAUAAUGACACCCCUUCGGGUUCCUCCACUAGAUCUUUGUUCAGUGCAUCAUCAGCAUCCCUAUGUGACUCGAUUUGUAGCUGUGAAACGCAUUUGCCUUUUAUUAUAAAACCAUCGAGUGCAUGCAUUGACAAAAUUGGGAAAUCUCAAACGUUCGAAAUACAUUUUACGCCAAGAAAAGUAAAUAAUUACGAAGCGGACCUUGUAGCAGUAAUACCGAAUCUCACUCCCACACUGAAACCGCUCAAAAUUCGAGUGAAAGCCACCUGUAUGUUACCUUUGUGCCAUUUUGAAUUAGAGCCCAGUAAUUAUUUAAGUAGCAGACGAAUUAUAAAAUCGUGCGACGAUAUUUUAGACGAAAAUAUUAAAGUUUUUGAAAUUGAAGCAAUCGGAUUAGAUGAGCCUACCGUAAGAUCUUUUGGGAUUAUUAACCCAACGGGUGAAAGUUUCAUGUACAAGUGGAUUCCUCAUAGUAAGGACACUGGAGGAGUAUCAGUCUUCCACAUUCACAAUCCUGAGGGUUGCGUCCCUGAAGGAAGGACAACAAACGUUACUGUCACAUUUUUGCCGAAAGAAGUGAACGUUUUCGAAAAAUUCUACAAACUUCACAUUGAAAAAUAUAAUUUGAUCGCUACGUUCCUUUUAGUUGGCACAGCUAGGGAAGCUAACGUGAAUUUUACAAAUUCGCAUGUUACUUUAAAACCUGCCGUGGCAGGGCAUGAAACCUAUGAAAACGUUUUUUUAAAAAAUUGCGAAGAUUUUGAUAUUGGUUUUCAAUUUAAGAAAAACAGUUUCUGUUCGUUAGCCGGUCGCGAAUGCGUUGAAGUAGAACCAUUAAGAGGUAUUGUCAGUCCACAUUGCGAAAAAAACANCUGUGAAACGCAUUUGCCUUUUAUUAUAAAACCAUCGAGUGCAUGCAUUGACAAAAUUGGGAAAUCUCAAACGUUCGAAAUACAUUUUACGCCAAGAAAAUCGUGCGACGAUAUUUUAGACGAAAAUAUUAAAGUUUUUGAAAUUGAAGCAAUCGGAUUAGAUGAGCCUACCGUAAGAUCUUUUGGGAUUAUUAACCCAACGGGUGAAAGUUUCAUGUACAAGUGGAUUCCUCAUAGUAAGGACACUGGAGGAGUAUCAGUCUUCCACAUUCACAAUCCUGAGGGUUGCGUCCCUGAAGGAAGGACAACAAACGUUACUGUCACAUUUUUGCCGAAAGAAGUGAACGUUUUCGAAAAAUUCUACAAACUUCACAUUGAAAAAUAUAAUUUGAUCGCUACGUUCCUUUUAGUUGGCACAGCUAGGGAAGCUAACGUGAAUUUUACAAAUUCGCAUGUUACUUUAAAACCUGCCGUGGCAGGGCAUGAAACCUAUGAAAACGUUUUUUUAAAAAAUUGCGAAGAUUUUGAUAUUGGUUUUCAAUUUAAGAAAAACAGUUUCUGUUCGUUAGCCGGUCGCGAAUGCGUUGAAGUAGAACCAUUAAGAGGUAUUGUCAGUCCACAUUGCGAAAAAAACAUAAAAAUUUCAUACACUACCACAAAAAUCGGUGAGGUCAGAUUCAAAUUAAAAUGCAAAAUAGAGAGAAUAAAAAAACCGUUAUCUUUAUUCGUAACUGCAAGUUGCUUCGAAGUUGAACCCUUAGUAAACUACACAAUUGAAGGGAUGCAACCGAAAACUUUAGAGGCAAAUAACGUAAACACCAUACAAUUCAAUAAUUUGUAUCCUCAUCACAUGGAAAAGGUGACGUUUAAAGUAAUAAAUCGGGGACAAAUAGCGUUUUUCUAUAACUGGACUGUGAAAGAGGCUUUUGAUGACAGGGUAGAGUUGUGUAUUAACCCGAAAGAAGGGUUUGUACAAGUUGACUCAAACGAUGAAAGUUUAGUGACAUUGAUGCCUUUAACAAAAGUAACAGUAGAUAAGAUCGCUAUCGUUUUAAAGAUAUUGUAUGGUCCUUCCUAUGUAGUUCAUAUCUCUGGUUAUGUCCCUGUGUUCUCCUUUAAAUUUUCCUUCAAUGAAUAUAAAUUUGGACGCUGUUUAUUGCAAGUUGACAAAAGCAGUUAUUAUCACGCUGUUCUAGAAUUUUGGAAUAGUGGAGACACCGAGGUCAUACUAGAAUACAAAUCAGAGAGGGUAGAGUUUCUAACAGUUGACUUUAAGUCAGGGAAAAUACCCCCUAAGAAGAACAAAAAGAUAUUAAUCAGUUUUCAUCCCUUCGUAGAAGGAUUUUAUAAUAUGAAGCUUUUAUUUACUGUUAAUUCGCAAGGACAUAACAUUGGAAUUACUGGCGAAGGAGUGCCUUUGAAAUUAGAAUUGGUUAAUAUUGCAAACAGGUUUAUAAAUUUGGGUUGCCCCCAAGUAGGGAAAACAGUCAAAAAAGUGGUUAAAGUAAUAAAUAACAGCAAAACGGAAGUGUCCGUAAUGUUUGACCUACCCAAUCGACUACCUUUCUUUCACAAACCCCCUAAAAAGUUACCUGUUGAAUUCGAAAGAAUUAAGGAAGAAAAGAAGGGUGUCAGUCUCUCAAAAAAGAAAUCACAAAAAGAUGAUUCUAAGAAGGACCAGGGUGAAGAAAAGGGUGGCAAAGGGAAAGGUAAAGGUAAAGGUAAAGGUGGCAAAGCAAAAGAAAAGGGUAGCAAAACAAAAGACAAAGGCAGCAAAACAAAAGAUAAGAAAAGUAAAGAUUCUGGUAAAAAGAAAGGGAGCAAGGGAUCAAGUGCAGAUGGUAAAAAAGGCAAAAAGGAUAAAGGUUCAUCUGCAAGUAAGGCGAGCAAAGAUGAAGCGGCGAAAAAAACGAUUGUUCAACCACAGGUGGAUCCUGAAGUACAGCGACAAAAAUUUAUAGAACAAUCCAUUUCGGUUACACCGAAAAGAUUUUCGAAAUUACUACCGAAUCGUGAAAUGGAAUUCUCUGUGAUUUAUUCUCCAAAAUCGCGGUUGACUUCGUUCACAAAAGAUAUAUCCUAUCAAAUCCAAGACAAAGUGGAGAAUAUUUGCACUGUUAAAGGUUGCUCGUUAGACAGCAAUUUUGAACUUGAUAAAAGUGUUAUUAGUUUCGGAAGUGUAAUUGAAAAAUGUGCCAGGGAAGAAAUGGUUACUUUAAGUAAUUUAGGUGAUACUAGUGGAAGAUUUCACUGGAAGUUUGACAGAUCGACUCAGAAAACUUUCUCAAUAACACCCAUGUCAGGACAUAUUUCUCAGGGCACUACUGAAUCAUUUGUUGUCAAAUUUGAACCUCCUCGAGUGGAUUGCCUUUUCAAACGAAAGCUUACAUGUUAUAUCGACGGUUACAGAAGGCCUCUUGAACUUAUUCUAACUGGAAAUUGUAUAAAAAUGCCAGCACCAAAAGAAGCAUUACGAUUCAUAUGUCCUGUUAGAGAAACACAAUCGAAAUUUGUCAAAGUUGAUAACCCAAGCGAUGACGAGUGGAUGAUUAAACCUCAAGUUAAUGGAAAUUAUUUUCACGCCACCGAUUUUCUUACGAUCCAACCUCAUUCAUAUAAAGAAUGUGAAGUACUUUAUACACCCAUGGAAAUGACCAGUCAGGGUCGAACACAUAAUGGUUUUAUCUUUUUUCUAUUUCCCGAUUCGCACGGUCAAGUUUGGACCUUGUCGGGAAUUACCGAACCCCCUAAUCCAGUUGAAAAAAUAUUCAGAGUAAUCACUUGUAAAAAAUACCAUACCGAAGUAUUGGAAGUUGAAAACUGGCUUGGUAUACCCCAACAAUUUCGUGUUAUUACAACCGAGUUGCCCGAAACUGUAACAGAAGGAUCGAAAACAUCCAAAGGGUCGCAAAAGAGCACCAGUAAAUCGGCCAAAUCGAAACCGUCGAAGACAAUCGCCGAAUUAGCAUUAUAUAAACUUGACAUUAAUGAAAUUAUCAACGUUAUUGCUAAUGGCAGAAUCAGGUUCCCGUGGACAAUUUUCGUAAUUAAAGAAGGAUGUCUAAGUUUUGAGGUAAAAUUCGAAAAUGAAAAAACAAAAGAAUACGUGUACUACAUCAUAAAUUUAACGAUUGAUAAAUGCGAUGAACUGGAACAAAUACACCUGACAACUUGCGUCAGGCAACCGUUGACUCAUAAACUCAAAUUUGAAAAUGUUAUUAAGACACCAGUUGUAUUUAACUUUUCCAGUGAUAGUCCAAUUCUUUCGUUUCCUAAUACGACUACUGUGGAACCCUAUUCUGAGUACUUUUUGGAAAUCAUAUUCACUCCUCUACUACCAGAAACAACCGAAGUUCAUCUUCAAGCAACUACUCAAGAGCUGGGAACGUAUCCAUUCACAUUCGUUUUAACUGGACUCCCUCCAAUCCCCGAACCCCCUAUUUAUUUUAAUGCCAUCUUGGGACGUACCGAAGUUGGAAAAGGAAUUAUACAAAAUACUGCCAAAACCUCCACGGAAUAUACGCCCUAUUUUGAUGACCCAAAUUUAUUUAAACUUGAAGCAGUGCCGAUUGUGACAUAUCCUGAAAAAGAUGCUGAAUUUACUGUUGUUUUUGAUCCUAGCUCCCUAGGAGAGAUACAUUCAAAUUUAACUUUAACUUCGUCGAUUGCAGGAACAUUUCGAUAUCCUUUAACAGCAAAAGUCGAUUUACCAAAACCAAUUGGUCCUUUUUUCGUUAGACCAUCGCUGGUAACAUACAUCGACUUUCGUAACCCAUUCUUACAAGAUAGACUUUUUCGAUUUGUGUGCGAGUCGCCCAUUUUUUUGCUGAAGAAUGAUACAGAUGUAAUUAUGGCUAAAAGGGACUACAGAAUUUCAGUAUCCAUACAAAGUACAAAAAGUCACAGUACAAUAUCGGAAGAAAGAAAAUAUCCUCUAACUGGUAAGCUUGUUGUUUAUUGUGAAGAUACUGAUGUGGAACACAUAAAAUGGACCUACUAUUUGCAAGCAAAUCUGUAGACUUUACAUUUUAUUUUAUAUUUUUUCGCUUUUACAGUGCAUUUUUCAUAAUCAGUAUUUUAUCUUAAAAAUUGAAUUUAAAGACAAUUAAAAACAAAAAUAUUAAAAAGCUUAAAUUCAAUUAAUAAACAAAUCGUUUUGUAAGCAGUAAUUGUCUUUACAUAUUUUGUUUUAAAUUAAGUAAAUACAAAACUAAUGCUAAAAUAUUAAAACAUUAUUACAUAUUUCAUAUGUAGUGACUACUUAAACUACAAAUUAUACUAUUAAUUAUUUUUUGAAGAACAUGUCGACUACUUUGGUGGUGCUUGGUUUUUAUUAUUAUGAUAAUUAAAGCUUUCUUCAAAGUGCAGUUUGGGAUUAUUAGCUAUCUCUUGAACCCUUAAAAUAAACAGGUCGAUUAAAUGUUGUUUAAUAAAGACAAAGUAGAGCAAAUUAUUCAUGAUCUGAAGCAAUUUAUAGUUAGUACGUUUAUCUUGGCUACUGUCCCCAAAACUGACGCAAUCCUUAUAGGAUAGGAUAUAAUCCUUAAAAUCAUAAUUUAAAUACACCCACUAAUACAGCAUUCAUACGUU
Messenger RNA from Agrilus planipennis (emerald ash borer), 16725 nucleotides. RefSeq names its product hydrocephalus-inducing protein homolog. The transcript has 66 exons. Lineage: Eukaryota; Metazoa; Arthropoda; Insecta; Coleoptera; Buprestidae. Gene Ontology annotation, biological process: cilium movement; axonemal central apparatus assembly. The record is from RefSeq and is a predicted model, not a curated record. Bases 38 to 16153 code for a protein of 5371 amino acids. Gene Ontology annotation, cellular component: axoneme.